AUGGUUUGGAUCUUGUUGUUAGGUGGUGGAGCUGGUGAUUCUGCAGCUGUUGGCAUGUGGAUUGGUAUUGGUGUUGUUGGUGGUAGUUUCGGUGAUGGUGAAGUACUCGUUAGAGCCAGCAUGCAAAGCAAGGGGUUGUUGGCAUUGGUUUCACAAAGAGCAUUGAAUGGCAGUCCUAAAAACAGGGUUCCUCUUCCUACACGUCUUUAUAGUGCAGUGGGGACAAAUUCGUCUAGUAGUAUAGUGAGUCCCAGUCCUUCUAGCAGUUUCAAGAAAAGCUCACCACCCUAUUCUAGACCUAAACCAUCUGUUCCGCGUGCAAGUGCAAAAUAUAGACCUCAAGAGCUGGAUGAAGCCGCGCGGAGGCGACUUACAAAGCGCCUGUAUAUUCCUCUACCUACUGCUGAAUUGAGAGCCUGGUUUAUUCGUAGUCUACUCGAGAAGGACUGGCUGUUCAAGCUCUCAGAAGAGGAUACCAAUGUCAUCUGCAGAAUGAGUGAAGGUUAUUUAGGAUCAGACAUGAAGAAUCUGGUCAAAGAUGCAUCCACGGGACCAUUGAGAGAUGCUCUUAGACAAGGAGAAAUUGUAAAAUUGCAGAAAGAGGAUCUAAGAACGGAAAUUGUAAAAUUGCAGAAAGAGGAGGAUCUAAGAAUAGUUAGUAUUCAGAUACCCAUGCAAACAUUAGGUGUACUUUUAAUGGAAUCUGGGAGAAGGCCACUCCUUAUGAUUUCUGCAGCUGGAACUUGCUUGGGUUGUUUCCUAGCAGGAUUGUCGUUACUCUUGCAGGGUAGCCAAUUCCCUAAAGAACUGAGUCCAGCAUUGGCCCUUACCGGCAUUCUGGUGUACACAGGAUCUUUCUCGUUAGGCAUGGGUGGGUUACCAUGGGUUUUAUCUUCUCUUGGUUGCAGUCAAGUGCGACAUCUGAUAUAUAAUUAUACAAGUGAAGUUUUUGAAGAAGAGUAAGAAGUAAGAAAAUCUCAACGCAUGCUAUUUCUUUCUCUUUGUGCAACUACUAAUUUUCUUCUGUGUGUGGUUGCGGUUGAACAAGAGAAUCUCCAAAAUCAACAAAUCUGAUGGCUGCUAUGGUUAUUUUGUCAUCGAAAACUUGGUUCAUAUGAUGAUGCAAUUAGUGAUCAGCUCGGAGAAAGAUGCUCCAUCCCUUAGUACCCGUUGUACUCUGCCUUAAUUGCUCUGAGGUUUCCUUGUAUGUUUCUGCACUCAUAUCACAAGAGUAAUCUUUUUCAAAGUUGGAAGUGUUAACCCAGUAGUGCUACUCAAGUAGUCUGAGAGUCCAAACGUGUUUUAAUUUGAAAACAUAAUGUCAGAUUAUCUAGUUAGUCUUAUUUUAAAUUGGUGUUUGGUCUUUGAAUCA
This is a messenger RNA of Papaver somniferum (opium poppy), 1372 nucleotides long. RefSeq names its product ATPase family AAA domain-containing protein FIGL1-like. Gene Ontology annotation, biological process: transmembrane transport. Bases 1 to 963 code for a protein of 320 amino acids. The record is from RefSeq and is a predicted model, not a curated record. The transcript is spliced from 12 exons. NCBI's taxonomy places the organism in Eukaryota, Viridiplantae, Streptophyta, Magnoliopsida, Ranunculales, Papaveraceae. Gene Ontology annotation, cellular component: membrane. Gene Ontology annotation, molecular function: ATP hydrolysis activity; transmembrane transporter activity.